AACGUUUCACGAGUCAACAGCAACGUCUUUCGAGAAGUUCUAGGCGCUGUUUGCGACAUUUUUCUUUCUUUUAUCCGUCAUCCAAUGUUUAAUGUGAUGAAAUAACACGUUGAUUAGUGUGUAUUUUCAAUAUUAGUGUUCAUAGUCGUAAUAAAUUAACCGCUAGAUUACGAUAUAAGCUAAUAUGGGCGACGAAAGCCACCCGAAAACUCUCUACGUCGGUAAUUUAGACGCGAGUGUGACAGAAGAUUUCCUAUGCGCGUUGUUCGGACAAAUAGGCGAAGUUAAAGGCUGCAAAAUAAUUCGUGAGCCAGGUAACGAUCCCUAUGCUUUUCUCGAGUUUACAAAUCACACGGCGGCGGCUACGGCCCUGGCCGCCAUGAACAAACGAGUAUUUCUCGACAAGGAAAUGAAGGUUAAUUGGGCUACGAGUCCUGGCAAUCAGCCUAAGACGGAUACGAGCAACCACCACCACAUAUUUGUAGGUGAUCUAUCACCUGAAAUUGAGACUCACAUAUUGCGCGAAGCUUUUGCACCAUUUGGUGAGAUAUCAAACUGUCGAAUAGUACGUGACCCACAAACGCUCAAAUCUAAGGGGUACGCCUUCGUUUCGUUUGUUAAGAAAGCUGAUGCUGAAGCUGCAAUUCAAGCUAUGAACGGUCAAUGGUUGGGAUCGCGAUCUAUACGUACCAACUGGUCCACACGUAAACCACCAACCAAAGGGCCUAACGAAGGAGCGCCGAGUAGCAAGCGAGCUAAACAACCUACAUUUGACGAGGUCUACAACCAGAGUUCACCGACGAACACGACCGUAUACUGUGGAGGUUUCACUAGCAAUGUAAUCACUGAAGAGUUAAUGCAAAGCACAUUUUCACAGUUUGGCCAGAUACAAGACAUAAGAGUUUUCAGGGAUAAAGGAUAUGCUUUUAUUAGGUUCACAACUAAGGAAGCGGCGGCCCACGCUAUAGAAGCAACACAUAAUACAGAAAUUAGUGGUCACACAGUCAAAUGUUUCUGGGGUAAAGAAAAUGGAGGAACAGAGAACCAGAGUACGAACAAUCCACCUGCAGCGCCCGCGCCAAUGGGAGCGCAAACGCAGUACCCCUAUGCAUACCAACAAGGAAUGGGAUAUUGGUAUGCUCAGGGCUACCCCGCGCUACAAGGCUACAUGGCGCCCGGGUACUAUCAGCAAUAUGCCGCAACCUACAGCACCCCGCAAGCCGCAGCAGCUGCCGGCUACCGCAUGAGCAUGCCGGGCGGCGGCGCGGCGGGCGGGUCGUGGGGCGGCGCGCCGCAGCCGCUCAUGUACGCGUCCGUGCCGUCCGCGCAGUACCCCUCCCAGUAGCGCGCCCGCCGCCCCCCGCAUGAGCCCACACCGACACAUCAUGUAACAAUAGAGAUACCGUCGACGCCCGCUCGACUCCUGCGAGAGAUCACGACGUCCUAGGGAACGCUGUACUGGAAUACCUCCGGUCCUCGUACGUCCUGCGAUGGUGCUGCGUUGCGUUUCGUUAUCGUAAAUACAUAUAUCUACGUUAGUCGUGACGACGUCCGACUGGGAACCCGGAAAUGUUAUAUUAUACCGCGUAAUGUUUAAGUUUGUUUGUAUAAUUUCUUUAUCGCAUACUCGCAUAGAAUGAUUUUCUUUUGUAUAUCCUCAUUUAAAUAGGCAACACAAUAUUUGUGAUCUGUGAAUAUAUUUUUCCAAAGUAGUCGAGAAUGUAAUGGUACUAGGAGGUUUCUCGGUUCCCUCGUCCGAUCGGAGAUAUUUCACUACAACUGGCGACUUCAAUUAUUUGUCGAUUGUAUUUAUAUUUUUUAUCGUGGAGUGUAAAAUAUUCGACAAAUGGAUGUAGUGACAGCGUUGCUGGUCGAUGAAAACAGCACAAACAGUGUUAAUAAUUGAGUUUUCGUGGGGACGGCUGCUUCAGCGUAUCCUAUCAGCCUUAAAUGACUGCCUUUAGAAGAUUAUGGUACAAGAACUUGACUUUAUACAGCGAAUGUUUGUUACUGAUUACUGAUAUGUUAUACCGAUUGUUAUAGAUAAGAACAUUUUGUCGUAACCGAAUAUAUUUCGUCCAGUUCAGUAGCGACGGUAGAGCCAUGUUACUCAUAUCUGGUACAGUUGACUUGACGGAGAUGUCAGAAGUCUUUAUGAAACAAAGCACGGAUCAGAAGGAACUCAUGCUACGGGUGGGAAGUGACGAGUCGGUCUCCGGUCGCGCAGCGCCCCGCUGUCGAUAGUCGAUCUACAUAGAUAGGACAUAACGAAAUAAAUUAUAAAUUUUUAAAAAAAAGUUAUAAUUAUAUAGGGGGAGUAGUGUCGCGAGUGGCCUCGUGUACAUAAGUUGAUAUUUAUUGGCGCCCUGCGCUAGCAGACUGAGCUGUAUUCCCGAUCACUCCUCGCACGACGCGCCAGACCUUACGUUGACGUAUUUAUAAUUAUUAAGUUCGGCACAUGUUGUUUUGUUUGACCUGAAUUGUUAUGAUUUAUUGUAUGGAAACACUGGUGAGUCAAUAAAGCAGUGGGUCUGGGA
Messenger RNA from Vanessa atalanta (red admiral), 2537 nucleotides. RefSeq names its product nucleolysin TIAR (gene Rox8). The record is from RefSeq and is a predicted model, not a curated record. Bases 185 to 1345 code for a protein of 386 amino acids. Gene Ontology annotation, molecular function: mRNA binding. The transcript is spliced from 4 exons. NCBI's taxonomy places the organism in Eukaryota, Metazoa, Arthropoda, Insecta, Lepidoptera, Nymphalidae. Gene Ontology annotation, cellular component: cytosol.